Eufriesea mexicana is the source of this 3436-nucleotide messenger RNA. Its product is annotated as glucose dehydrogenase [FAD, quinone]-like. NCBI's taxonomy places the organism in Eukaryota, Metazoa, Arthropoda, Insecta, Hymenoptera, Apidae. Gene Ontology annotation, molecular function: flavin adenine dinucleotide binding; oxidoreductase activity, acting on CH-OH group of donors. The record is from RefSeq and is a predicted model, not a curated record. The transcript is spliced from 4 exons. The coding region runs from base 549 to 2366 and encodes 605 amino acids.
CAAAAAUAUAUCUUCUAAUACCAUAUAUAAAAUUCUACAUCGAUUAUAAAAUAUUCCCUUUCGAAUUUGACACUGUCAAUUUCCUACUCGUUUCCCAUUCAUUUAAACAAUCCUUAAACUAUACUAUUUGAUUUACUUUAAUUUCUUAUUUAUCACUGUUUUUCAUUACCUCUCUUUCGAAUCUUUGUUACGUGCCUUUGUACGCUGGUGGGUUACUCCCUUCCGAAUUUAAAUGAAUAAAUAAAUCACACGUGAAAUUCAGGUACUGUUAUGCAUCCCAUGAAUCAGACAGAAAGGAAGUACGGGACGACGAAUGGAAGACACACGAGAAGGGGUAGACAUAGUCCGAGGGACCAUUACUUAACCGCUAUAAGUAUUGUGUGAACACGCCACGAGAAAGCGCAUUUCUCUAGUGGAUCUCGAAGUGGAAAGUGGACACGGUGCAAGUUAAGAAGUAGGUUUCGGCAGUCUGGACGGAUCCACGGUUCCAGUUCCUCGAGCACGAGACGGAAGUCGCUUGUUACAUGGCUGCCACCGGACGAUUAUGAAUGAUGGCUGGUUUCCUCAAACAAUUGCUGCUAUUAUCACUAGCGACAUCUCUGGGCGAAACUCAAUCGUUUCUAGACGCAAUAAAGAGUUACAGGCCUUCGUCGAAAGUUUUGAAUAGAAUCAACCCGAACAACAAGAGGUACGACUUCAUCGUGGUUGGUGCUGGAUCAGCUGGGUCGGUGUUGGCUAAUCGGCUGUCAGAGAACAAGGAAUGGAAUAUCCUUCUUCUGGAGGCUGGAGGAGUCGAGACCCUGCUUCACCAAGUCCCCAUCCUAGUUGGUUACCUCCAAUUAUCCAGCUUUAACUGGGGUUACAAGGUGGAACCCCAGCAGAAUGCCUGUUUGGGUAUGAUCAAUAAACAAUGUUCCUGGCCGCGAGGAAAAUCUUUGGGUGGCACGAGCACCCUCAAUUACAUGAUCCACACUCGGGGAAACAGGCUAGAUUACGAUAUAUGGGCUGCACUAGGGAACGAGGGCUGGUCAUACAACGAUGUCCUGCAAUAUUUCAAGAAGAGCGAGAGAUUCGAUGUUCCAGGCAUCAAGAACUCCUCGUACCACGGGGACAAAGGCUACUUGUGCGUGGAGCACGUGCCGUACCACACCGAACUGGCGAAAGCAUUCAUGAAAGCGGGCAUGCAACUCGGCUACGAGAUCGUGGACUACAACGGCGAAGACCAAAUUGGAUUCUCGUAUAUUCAAGCGAACAUGGACAAAGGGACACGAUGUAGCGCCUCGAAAGCGUACCUGCGUGUCGACAGGCCGAAUCUGAACAUCGUGACCGGGGCGCAUGUAACCAAGAUUCUGAUAGACGAGAGCAACAAACGAGUUUACGGUGUCGAGUACGCGGAGAACAAGCAACGCAAGAGAGUGUUCUGUUCUAAAGAGGUUAUCCUCUCAGCGGGUACCAUAGACUCUGCCAAGCUGUUAAUGCUAUCAGGGAUAGGUCCGAGGGAUCACUUGGAGGAACUGGACAUCAAAGUGAUUCAAGAUUUGAAAGUAGGCUACCACAUGUACGAGCACGUAGGGUUCUUAGGCCUGACGUUCAUGGUGAAUCAGUCUGUAGCGCUAUUGCAAAGCAGACUGGCCAGGCCUGGUGUCUUCGUGCAAUACUUCCUGAACAGAAGCGGCCUGAUGUCGCUGCCAGGUGGAGCAGAGGCACUGGCGUUCAUCAGAACCAAGUACGCGACUGAUAGCAGACCUGACGUGGAACUGUUAUUCGCCUCUGGGUCCCUGCACUCGGAUGGAGGCGUGCCCCUGAAGAAGGCGCUCCGGAUAUCCGACGAAUUGUACAACACUGUGUACAAACCGAUCGAGAAUCAAGACGCUUGGUCUAUCUGGCCUAUCGUGCAGAACCCUCGGAGCAUUGGCAGACUUACUCUGAAAUCCAAGGACCCGCUCGAGCCUGCCAGGUUAGAGCCUAAUUUCUUCACCCACCCGGCUGAUCUGGAGAUUAUUUUAGAGGGUCUUAAACACGCUGUCAAUAUAUCCAAGACCGAACCGUUUCAGAAGUACGGUAGCAGACUGCAUGAUAUAAAGAUCCCAGGUUGUGCCACGUUCGAGUUUGCCACUGAUGACUAUUGGAGGUGUGCCAUCAGGCACCUGCCCUCGAUGAUGAAUCACGAAAUAGGGACGGUCAAGAUGGGACCUAAGAGCGACAUGGACGCUGUCGUGGAUCCACAGUUGAGGGUGUAUGGUGUCCAAGGAUUGAGAGUGGCGGAUGGGUCUAUUAUGCCAAUUAUGCCUACGGGUCACGUGAAUGCGGGCAUUUUUAUGAUAGGCGAGAAAGCUGCUGAUAUGAUCAAACGAGCUUGGCAAUGAUCGAAUGGAUGUGUCAAAGGGAGACAAGUCAGAUUUCCUCUAGAGGAAAUCUGAGUGUGAAUCUUCCACAACCUUUACGGAAUGUUUGGAGGCUGAAGAAUAACGAGAUGACAGAUUUAUUUGUUGUGUAUUAUUUUGCAGUCGAUUUUAAGCUUAUUAUAGCCCUCUGUUGAAUGCGAGAUUGCAAUUGUUAGAUAAGAUAUGGUUGUUAAUUUUUGUUAUCGUGACAUUUUAUACCUAACUGUUAGUAUGGAGGCAAAAAUUUUCGCUGACACGAAGAAUUGUAAUUUCCUGCGAACAAACUUGAUGAACAAAUUUUUGUUCCGAAUCGAUGUUUCAUUUCUAUUUUAUUUUACUCUUGUUCGAUGUUUCGCUGUCGAUUUAUUCGAUUUAUUAAUUGUAUCUCUAUGUGUGAUUGCGUUGCACAAAUUUGUACAUGCGCUAUACAAAUAAACAUCGAAUGAUAAUUAAAUGGCGAAUUGAAAAUUCAGCUACGAGAUGUUAAAGUAAAUGAGGAAAAUUUACGAUAUUUUAUUUGUGGUUGCUAAAGAAAAUUAGGAGAAAACAUCGUCGCGCGGGAAAGCAAUAUCACAAUCAUUUGUGAUAAGAUUAACAUUUAAUAUGAAACAAUGAACACGAAAAUAAACUUGCUAUUAAUUCUUUGAAAGCAAAUUACGAUAACCUUCUGAUAUUCUUCGUGACGAUUAUUUUGACCUGUUAUUUGAAAUUAAUUCAGGGUAAUAUUUUCUAAAAGUAAUAAAAGAUGACAAAUGCAGUGUAUUCUUGCGUUUCCCCGUAAUACUAAUAUCUCGAUCUAUGGGUUGACGUAUGAGCUCGAUAUUUCUUUCAUCGCAUGACACGAAACAAGAAAUGACUCAUACUCGAAUGGGAAUAUUGUGCAAAAAUGUAACGACAUAUCGAUCUUGUGGAAAAGAAAACAAACCGUUGCAUUUUACGCAGAGGAAAAUUAUUUUCCGAGUAUGCCAGCUAGUACAUACCAUCAGGAUUUAUUUGUAAAAUAUGAAACUCCAUCUUGAAAUAACCUACACCACGAAUAUAAAUUCUUCAUC